Messenger RNA from Hevea brasiliensis (rubber tree), 5283 nucleotides. RefSeq lists its product as uncharacterized. The transcript has 19 exons. Gene Ontology annotation, biological process: regulation of transcription by RNA polymerase II. The coding region runs from base 402 to 4844 and encodes 1480 amino acids. NCBI's taxonomy places the organism in Eukaryota, Viridiplantae, Streptophyta, Magnoliopsida, Malpighiales, Euphorbiaceae. The record is from RefSeq and is a predicted model, not a curated record.
UCUGCAAAAAAACGCGGUUCUCUCUCUCUCUCUCAUCCUUUCUGUGCUUCGAAAGCGAAGUCGAACUACACGAGAAAAACAAAAACAAAAUAAUAAUAAAAAUACAACACUCGUGAAAACGAAUCCCCAACAAGAACAACCUGAAUAACUGAAACCAUAACCCUAGCCGCGACUUUUUAUCCCCUUCGUUUACCUCCAUCUACGUGCAGGUGAAGACUGAAACGCCACUGGAGAGCUAGAUUAGGGUUAGGGUUAGGUUUACGUUUGGAAAUUACGGUUUUGCUCUGAAGGUGGAUUUUGAACCCGAGCUAGAUUGGAAUUAGGAUUAGCAUUGGGGUUUCGGUUAUGGAAUGCGAAGGUGCUGGCGGGGGUUUUAGUGGUGCUGGUGGCUAGUGUAUGAGAUGACCGGUGGCCGAUGCCCCCGGCGAAAGAAGAUGAUGGGUAGGGGUCCUGACGGAGGUUGCGGCACUGAAGAGAGGCCUUGCCGCCUGAUUUCUAGGGUUCCGGCGACCCAACCUGAAAUUUCUCCAACGACAAAAAAGAAGCCAACUUCAUUUGAAGUUGAUUUCUUCUCUCAGGCGCGUAAAGCCCUAAGCGAGCGCUCUCCAUUUGAUAUCCCUGAGGACGGUUCUGGGUCCACCCUUUCAGGUGGUAGUUCAAUUGUGUCUACUUUGCCUAGUGGAUUGGCCAGUUUGCUGAAGCAUUCGGAUAGUAGGAAGAGGCAUAAAAAGUCACAUUCUAGUGCAGAUAAAAAGUCUUCGCGGGCAAGUGAGCGGGCCAAGGGAGGGAAUAUUUGGGUUGAAACUGAGGAGUACUUUAGGAACUUGGCACUGCCGGAUAUUGAUUCUUUGUUCGAGAUAUCUUCUUCAAUUAGGUCUUUAGCUGCUAGUAAGUGUUUUUUGAUUCCGUACGUUGGAAAUGAGAAACAUGAUUCAGGGCUUGACCCAGAGAGCUUGGACAAGAACGUGAUUAUGAAUUGUGGGAACGGAAAUGCACAUGCAAACGAGGUCGUGGAUAACAAUGUGACCGUAAAUUGCGGAAACGGAAAUGCACAUGUAAAUGAGGUUUUGGCAAUAGACGAAGUGAAGCAAGAGGACGAGCAAUUCAUGCAAAUUGACAGUGUGCGAGCUCAAAGUCACAGUGCCGAGUGUUUGCCUCAGGAGGAAGGAAAGGUUUGCUCCGUUUCAGAUUUCUGUAGCGGUUUAGAGUGGCUUUUAGGCUGUAGGAGUAGGAUUAUGUUGACCUCUGAACGGCCAUCCAAGAAGAGGAAGCUUCUAGGUAUGAAUGCUGGGUUGGAAAAGGUUUUGAUUGGUUCUUCCGGGGAAGGGAACUCAUCAUUAUGUGAUUUUUGCUGCAAGGGUGAGACGGGUAAUGAAUCGAACAGAUUGAUUGUUUGCUCUUCUUGUAAGGUUGCUAUUCAUCUCAACUGUUAUGGCGUGAACGGGGAUGUUGAUGAGUCUUGGCUAUGUUCUUGGUGUAAGCAUAAGAGUGGUGAUGAGGAUUCAGUGAAGCAGCCUUGCGUGCUUUGCCCAAAGCAGGGUGGUGCUUUGAAACCUGUUGGUGUGGAAAGUAGUGGGUCUGUUGUUGAGUUUGUACACUUGUUUUGUUCUCUGUGGAUGCCCGAGGUAUAUGUAGAGGACUUAAAGAAAAUGGAACCUGUUAUGAAUGUGAGAGAAAUAAAGGAAACACGGAGGAAAUUAGUGUGCAAUGUAUGCAAGGUGAAGUGUGGUGCUUGUGUUCGUUGCAGUCAUGGAAUGUGUAGGGCUGCCUUUCAUCCUAUAUGUGCAAGGGAAGCGAGACAUAGAAUGGAGGCUUGGGGAAAAUAUGGAUCUGAAAAUGUUGAGUUACGGGCCUUUUGUUCAAAGCACUCAGAAUUUCCUGAUGAUAGAGGUAACCCUCAAUUAGGAGAUUCUUUUAUAGCUAUGAGAAGUGAUUCAUUCACUGCCAACUGUAUUCCAUCAAAACUUUUGACAGACAAACAACACAAGUUAAAGAUUGGCCAAAAUGGAGAUAAAGUUGCAGUCCAUGUAGAAGCACCUGAUUCUAUUUCUGACAAAUCUGGCGAUAGCGAAUCACAAGAAAUUGAGUUAUCUGAUUCCAGGUUAAAUGAUGUGCUUGUAUCAGAAUGUGCUGAUGGGAAUCAAAUUAAUAACAUGGAUAUGCCUGAUAGAAGUGACAACGAGGAUGCUAACCUUUCUGAUUCACUAAAUCUUGCUCUGAUUUUGAAAAAGUUAAUUGAUCGAGGAAAAGUCAACACGAAAGAUGUAGCCUUGGAGAUUGGCAUCUCACCGAAUUCCUUACUUUCAACACUCGCUGAAGACAAUUUGGUACCUGACUUGCAAUGCAAAAUAGUUAAAUGGCUUAGAAAUCAUGUUUAUAUGGGAACAUUUCAUAAAAAUUUGAAUGUUAAACAAAAAUCCGCAAUUUUAUCAAAGGCUGAGAUGGCAGCUGCUGAUUGUUCUGAUGGUGUAACAGCAUUGGAGUCUGAUAUCACAGAUCCUGUUGCUGUUAAGUCAGUUCCUCCACGAAGAAGAACGAAAGGCAACAUUAGAAUUUUUGGGGAUAACAAAAUAAUUUGUUCAUCUAAGCAAUUUUCAAGUGACAGUGGGACAUUGAUGGAUGAGGUUAAAGUUCAUCAACUAGCCAAUGAAGAACCUGAAAAUUCGAGUGAAGUAUCUAUCCCUGUUGAAAAGAAAACAAUCAACCUUGAUGAGUUUCAAGACUCUUCAGCAACACAUUGUUCAAAAUCUGGAGAUAAUAUGUCAGGUUGCCCUCCUGAAAAAGUUGAAUCAGAGAAUGUUGCUGUUCCCCAGCAGGAUGAUUCAAGUAAAGCAGAUCAUCCAGUCCUGCCUGAUCUCAUAAAAAUGGAAGAAUUUUCACAUUCAUAUGUGCACACAUACAUCCAUAAGAAACUGUUGAAGAUGCAGAACGAGCAGCUCUUAAAAGGAAAUGUUUGUGAGUUGGAAGGUUUGAGGGUGGGAGAAACCUCUAGUCUGGAGGCUUCUUCCAAUGCCAGUGUCUGCUGUGAUCACCAGAAUAUACAUUCAAUGUGCAAUGACCUGUACAAAUCUGAUGAAGUAAAUCCAGAGCAGCUGGUUAAGGCUGAGAACAUGGAAGUUUGCAAACUAUCUCCAGCAGAUGAAGUGGAAGGAGAAAUUAUUUAUUUUCAGCAUAGGCUCCUUGGCAAUGCAGUUGCAAGAAAACACUUUACUGAUAAUUUAAUUUGUAAGGUUGCUAGGAGUCUACCACAGGAGAUUGACACAGCCAAGGCCCAAAGAUGGGAUGCAGUGCUUGUUAACCAGUAUCUUAUUGAGCUUAGAGAAGCAAAGAAGCAGGGCAGGAAAGAAAGAAAGCAUAAAGAAGCCCAGGCUGUGCUAGCAGCUGCAACAGCAGCUGCUGCAGCUUCUUCUAGGAUUUCAUCAUUUAGGAAAGACACAUUUGAUGACUCUAAUCAUCACGAGAAAUUUAAUAUUUCAAAUGGGAGGGCUGGCAUUUCUUCUCUGCUGAUGCCACGUCCAAAAGAGACACUUUCAAGGGUUGCUGUUCCAAGGAAUUCAUCAGAAAAGAACUCUGAUUUUGUUCAGUCAGUUUCAGAUUUUUCUAAAGAGCACCCUAGAUCCUGUGAUAUUUGCAGACGAUCUGAGACAAUUCUGAACCCUAUAUUAGUCUGUUCCAGUUGCAAGGUUGCAGUUCACUUGGAUUGCUAUCGUAGUGUCAAAGAAUCUACUGGUCCAUGGUACUGUGAAUUAUGUGAGGAAUUAUUGUCAUCUAAAUGCUCUGCAACUGUUUCCCUCAAUUUUUGGGAGAAGCCAUAUUUUGUUGCCGAGUGUGGUUUAUGUGGUGGCACUACCGGUGCCUUUCGGAAAUCUACUGAUGGUCAAUGGGUCCAUGCCUUCUGUGCAGAGUGGGUGUUUGAACCAACAUUCCAAAGGGGGCAAGUGAAUCCUGUCGAAGGAAUGGAGACAGUUGCUAAGGGAGUUGACAUUUGCUGUGUAUGCCGACACAAACAUGGUGUCUGCAUAAAGUGUAGCUACGGUCACUGUCAAACCACAUUUCAUCCCUCUUGUGCUAGAAGUACAGGUUUUUACAUGAAUGUUAAGUCUCUUAAUGGAAAAUUGCACAAGGCAUAUUGUGAAAGGCAUGGCUUGGAACAGAGGGCAAAGCAGGCUGAAACUCAAAAACAUGGAUUCGAGGAGCUUAAGAGCAUGAAGCAAAUCAGGGUUGAACUGGAGAGAUUACGUCUUCUUUGUGAGAGAAUCGUUAAACGUGAAAAAAUAAAGCGGGAUUUGGUUCUUUGCUCUCAUUGCAUACUUGCUUGCAAAAGAGACCAUGUUGCUCGUUCCGUGCUUGUUCAUAGUCCUUUUGUCCCUCUGGAUGUUAGUUCAGAAUCAGCUACAACAUCCUUGAAAGGGAAUACAGAUGGGUAUAAAUCUUGCAGUGAUGCAAUCCAAAGAUCAGAUGAUGUAACAGUGGACAGCACUGUUUCUAUUAAGCAUCAAAUUAAAGUUGCCAUGGAUGCAGAUCAAAAGACAGAUGACAGCUCCACAUCCCAACAUCUUUUUACCCGAAGACCUAUGGAGAGAAUUCCAUUUGCCGGAAAGCAAAUACCUCUUAGAGCAUCCCUUGCAUCUCGUAAUCCUUUGGACGAUGGAGAAUGGAGCUCAAAAUCUAGAAAGCGUUUCGAGACAUUUGAGAAAGAGUUGGUGAUGACAUCAGAUCAAGCAUCUAUGAAGAAUCAGCAGUUACCUAAAGGAUAUUUUUAUAUUCCUGUUGAUUGCCUUCCCAAGGAGAAGCAGAUGAACCAGGACGCACGAUCUGGUGAGCUAUUAGAACACCACAGGUAGAUGGAGGCAAAUUUUGGGUUUCUGAUUUGAGCACAGGAUAUCGACAGCCCUCUGCUGCAGACAACUGCCUUCUGCCAUGGAGCUAUGAAAUAUAUCCGUUAUUUGAUUUGUGAAGGGGUGAGAUUGGCGGAAUGAUGCUGAGAUGGUGUUUUGGAUGAUGUAUCAUCCCCUUUGAAUUGAACCAAACAUUCUGGACAAGGCAGUGAGUUCUUAGCAUCAUUGUUGUAUGUUCAUUGUGAGAGCAAUUGUGCAGUGGGUGAGGUUUUAUUCCAUUACAUGUAUUGCAAGCGGCUCAAAGUCAAUUGAUGCGUUUUUUGUGGUUGCGAAGCUCUGCUUGUAUCUUUAUGCAAGAAAUUAAAAGGGGUGGCCCACUGUGCUUGAGCUGUAAAGUUAUGUAAAUAUUUCUACAGUAUCAAUGUCAAAAGAAAAUUGAGCUCAA